Columba livia (rock pigeon) is the source of this 2066-nucleotide messenger RNA. It is a transcript of the gene ZDHHC13, whose product is annotated as zinc finger DHHC-type palmitoyltransferase 13. The record is from RefSeq and is a predicted model, not a curated record. Gene Ontology annotation, biological process: protein palmitoylation. The transcript has 17 exons. Gene Ontology annotation, cellular component: Golgi membrane. Gene Ontology annotation, molecular function: palmitoyltransferase activity; protein binding. The coding region runs from base 145 to 1998 and encodes 617 amino acids. Lineage: Eukaryota; Metazoa; Chordata; Aves; Columbiformes; Columbidae.
CGGAGGAGGCCCCGCUGCUCCCGGGCCGGCUUCCCCCGGGGCGGCCUUUCCCCGCUCCCCGCCCCGGCCGCCCGGCCCCGGCCCCGCCCGGCGCUGCCGCUCCCCGGUAACCAGGAAGCGGGAGCAGGAAGCGGCCCGGGCAGGAUGGCGGGCGGCGGCCCGGCGUGUCAGAACCAUUGCCAUGGGCCUCACCGACCUCACAUGCACAGCUGCCAUAACGCCCAUGGGGAUAAUGAGCUGCCAGUGCCACCAGGACCAUAUCCCAUCAUUGAAGACCCCAGCACCUGUGACAUUGUCACGGCUACACAGUAUGGACUAUCAGAGCGAUGCAGAGAACUGGUAGAAGCAGGAUAUGAUGUUCGACAACCAGAUAAAGAAAAUGUGACUCUUCUUCACUGGGCAGCCAUAAACAACAGACAGGAGCUGGUUAAAUACUAUAUUUCCAAAGGUGCGAUAGUGGAUCAGCUGGGUGGAGAUUUGAAUUCAACUCCCCUUCACUGGGCCAUUAGACAAGGACACCUGCCUAUGGUCGUGUUGCUGUUGAAAUGCGGAGCGGAUCCCACUCUCAUCGAUUGGGAGGGAUUCAGCAGCAUUCAUUUGGCAGUGAUGUUUCAACACAUGCCCAUCAUAGCUUAUCUCAUAGCGAAAGGCCAGAGUGUAGACACAACAGAUGUCAAUGGACAAACACCUUUAAUGUUAGCAGCACAAAAAGUGAUGGGACCAGAACCCACGAGGUUCCUCUUAAAGUUUAACCCCUCUCUCAAUGCUGUAGACAAUGCUCAAAAGAAUUCUGCGCUGCACUGGGCAGUCACAGCUGGAAACCUCAGUGCAGUGGAUCUGCUGCUGGAAGCUGGUGCCAGCCUGGACAUAAAAAACACCAAGGGAGAGACGCCGCUUGACCUUGCGUAUCGAAGUCAGAGUCGCCACAUGGUUUAUAUGGUGAAAGAGGAGGAAAAAAUCAGAAGCAGAAGAAACAACAGGUUGUUGAAAAUUGUAGAGAAAUAUGAGCUCUUCCUGCUGUUGGCGUCUUCCUUGACAUGGAUGUGGGCCGUAGGAUAUGUGAUGAACCUAAAUUCUGACUCUUGGCUUUUGAAAGGAGUUCUGCUGCUCCUUCUCUGUGGAAUGGCUCCACUUAUGAGGCUGUUUGUGGGGCUCAAGAAUCUGCGGUAUCUUCCCACAGCAUUUCUGCUAAGUUCAGUUUUUUGGAUGUCCGUGACCUGGUUUCUCUUGUUCCUGCCUUAUGUAACCAAUGCAAUUCUGAAAAUCACUGUCUUGUUCAGCAUGAUGGGUUUUCUUUAUUAUCUCUAUAAAACUUGGAGAACUGAUCCUGGAUACAUUAAGAAUUCAGAAAAAGAAAGAAAAGAGAACAUUGUAGCUCUUGCAGAAGCAGGUUGCUUGGACUUCAGAACAUUUUGCACGUCGUGUCUUGUCCGGAAGCCUGUGAGAUCCGUGCAUUGCCUGGCGUGUGAUUCCUGCGUAGCCAGAUACGACCAGCAUUCCGUGUGGAUCGGUCAGUGCGUAGGCGUUGGGAACCACCGUUACUACCUGUUGUUCCUGUUUUUCCUCACUCUGACAGGUGUCUGUCUGCUUCAUGGAACUCGUCUGUAUUGGACAAACCAUUGCACAACAAGUUACCAUGAAGAUGGACUGUGGACGUGCUUCACGCAGAUCAUGUCUUGUUCUCCAUGGGUUUCCUACUUCUCUGUACUCACCUAUUUUCACACUACGUGGGCAUCCCUGGGGCUGACUGUUCAGCUUUGUCAGAUCGCAUUCUUGGGAUUGACUUCACGUGAGAGAUCGAACCUCCUGAUACAGAGAAAAUCUUGCAAACAUCCUGUUUCGCUCAGGAGAACCCCAUAUAAUCUCGGAUGCUUCCAGAAUCUUGCAGACUUUUUCCAGUGCAGUUGCUUUGGUAUGUUCAAACCCAAUGCAGUUGACUGGACCAAGCAGUACAACCUUUUUCAUCUGUCAAAGGAGAAAAAUGUUCAUUCUGUAUGAAGUUUUGCUUCAUUUUGGUUGAGCUGAAAGCUAAAUAAAACUGGUCAUUUGGUUAAUUCUUACAAACA